Messenger RNA from Oncorhynchus keta (chum salmon), 4338 nucleotides. RefSeq names its product pleckstrin homology domain containing, family O member 2 (gene plekho2). The record is from RefSeq and is a predicted model, not a curated record. Gene Ontology annotation, biological process: macrophage apoptotic process. NCBI's taxonomy places the organism in Eukaryota, Metazoa, Chordata, Actinopteri, Salmoniformes, Salmonidae. The coding region runs from base 493 to 3219 and encodes 908 amino acids. The transcript has 8 exons.
UCAGGACGAUGGUUUUAUGGCGUCAUUCAUUGUGUCAAAGGACAAGCUUACUUCUCACAGUUAUACAAUAGGUUACUGUGUUGGUGACAGAGACAGUGCGAAGUUUAAAGGCGCUCACUCACAUUUGCACUGCGUGAACACUUGAGAAAAUGGCUAGCCUACAUCAAUUUGUUACGGCCUAAGGGAUUCAGUUCGAUUGACAUACCCUGUCUAUCGACGCGCUGAGGCAUUCAGGGACUUACCGGAAACCAAACUUUUUCUUCAAACUUGUUUCGUAGCUGAGUCGAACGCGUCGAAAGAGGAAAGAAAGAGACAAGACCGUUCCGCGUCCAAACUUUUACAGUUCCUUAUUUUCUUCCUCAUAUUCGAGUCAUGUUGGAUAAUAGUUGGUUGCUGUCUAAAAGAAGUGAAAUACUGACUUUUUGUCAAGAAUAACGGCCGCCUUCGAGUGUUAUUCCUCCACACAUAGUAUAACGGAUAUUCGUUUUUAUCAUGGAAGACGAAGUGAAAGAGGACCCCACCAGGCCCAACGAGGACCCCACCAGGCCCAACGAGGACCCCACCAGGCCCAACGAGGACCCCACCAGGCCCAAAGAGGACCCCACCAGGCCCAACGAGGACCCCACCAGGUCCAAAGAGACCAUGUCCACAUGGAAGGCCGGUUGGGUGAAAAAGGCCUCAGGCAGAUUCCUGGCCAGCUAUAAGGACCGCUACAUCCAGGUGGAGAGGACAGAGCUUGUGGUGUACGAGAAUGAGGACCUUGCGACCUACUUGGAGAAAGUGGACCUGGAAAACUACGAUAAGUGUCACGAGUUGAGGAGCGCCUUCAUGAAGAAGAAUAGACUGGUGUUGAUACGAGCAGCCAAAUCAGGGAAUAAGGUCCAUGAUGUCAAGUUCCAGGCUCAGAACCCGGAGGAGAAGGUGGCUUGGAUUAAGGCCUUUAGUGACGGCAUCAACAGAGCAAAGAAUAAGAUAUUUGACGAGGUGAAGGUGGAUGAGACCAGUCAGUUGGAGCACGCAACACGCACAAGGCCGAAAGGAAACCGUAACAGAAGACCACCGACCAGGAUACACAUGAAAGAGGUUGCCAACGUCUCAUCAGACGGCAUUCUCCGGCAUGACCUGGACGUGGUGGAUGCCAGCAUCCCCAACGGGACACACCAGAUCACCACAGACACCACUGAGACUCCCAAAAAGUCUGUGAAGCCCCCCAUGCCCCCCACGUCCAAACCCAGCGAGGCCCCAGAGGAGUGUCAGACCACCCAGAGCCCUGACGAAGGUCUGCCAUCUGAAACGGAGCCCAGUCCCCAGAAGGUCCUGAAGCCCCCCAUGCCGCCCUCCAAAGAGGCCGAGACGGCUGCUGCUUCUGCAGGGGACCAACUGCCUGAUGAGACUAGCACUGACAGAAGCCCAGAGAAAAAGGUCCUGAAGCCUCCUAUGCCGCCCUCCAAAGAGGCCAAGCCCACAGCGUCUGCCGAGGACCAACCACCUGGGGAGACCAGCCCUGAGAAAAAGGUCCUGAAGACGCCCAUGCCCCCCUCCAAAGAGGCCAAGCCCACUGCUCCAGCCGGAGACCAACCCCCCAGGAACACCAGCCCCGAGGGCAGCCCAGAGCAGGGCUUCGAGUCAGCACCACCGCCCACCCCUCCCGGCAAACCAAUCGGCGGCUCCACAGACAACCUGGCCGAGGCCUCCCAAUCCAGCCAGGAACACAGGCCGCCCACCCCACCAUCCAAAGACAAAAAGCCCACUCAGACAGCCGUGCAGGAGAGUACAGAGGAGGCUAAUGGGAUGAGGAAGAAAGGUGAAGAGGAUAAAGUAGACGAGAAGGAGGAAGAGGGUUCUGAAACGAUUGCAUCUGACGUUCAACAAAGCAGUAUCCUUGAGGGGGCUGAGGAUGAGGAGGAGUCUCCUUCCUCUCAGCUUACAACACCCAUGACCCCACUAGAGGUCAAAGUUGAAACCUCUGUGACUGACCACCCAGAGGUCACCACCACCACCACCAUAGAAGAAGAGACGCAGAAAGUUGCCAAGCCCAUGGCUCAAGAACAAGAGUCUGCCCCUAGUGGUGGAGUGGAUAUAUCCCCCAAUGAAGAACCUCAGACAAUGAAGUCUUCCCAACUCACAGUAACGCCGUCAGUUCAGACACCGGAGCCAAUCAAAAAGAGCCCUGGCCCUCCCGGACCUCCCACAAAGAAGAAGCCUGUCGUCCUCCCUCCUCCCAAAGCAGUGGUGGUGGCUCAAGACGUCCACCUAAGCGAGCCUAAGAACCAAGCGACAGACAAAACCAAGAACAUCAUCAUCAACACCACACCAGGAGAGAAACUCAACUCUAUCACUUCACCAACACCAGCCGUGGUGACCACAACCAGUCCGACUGAAGAAACAGAGGACCUGAAAGUUCCUGUGGUCGUUGAGACUAAGUCUGAGUUCCCAGUCGUAGUUCUCUCUCUGAGUGACCCUGAGCCAGACAGCUCCUGCUCCAGCCCCGUGUCCUGCCACCUCUCCCCGGAAAAGAAGAGUGAGCGUGAAGAGGAAAAGUCAGUCGACAGCGGCCAACACUCGGACAUCGAUGUCGAUGAAGAAUGGUCAGAGAGCAGGGACACUUUGGCAGCCUCCACCGCUGCCCUAAUGGGCAGCCAAGCUGGCCUGGACGCGCUGAUGGAUGAGAGUCAAGACGGAGACACGGAGACCCCCGGCAGCUUGGGACUCAGCACUGUGGAGGACUGCCCUUCUACGACCCAGACGCCCCAGGACAAUCACUCUGGCCUACACUCCACCUUCCUCCAGGUGAGGGUCAGUCAGGCCUCCCAUUGUCCCCCCAUCCCCUUCAAACCCUUAGCCAAGCUCAUGUCCACCUCUUUGGGGGAUCUCCUCUCUGAGGCCUCAUUGGGUGAAAACAUGAAACAGCCAAUCACAGACGUGGCCGUGACAAAGGCCACCGUGGGUCCUCAAAACUUAACAGAUCUUGAAAAUGAAGUGGCCCUGGAGCUGGAAAAUACAGAGGAGCUCCUGGGGAGCGUCGUCCCCAAAGGGAGCACCGAGGUUGGGCAGAACUCGGCCCUAGUGGGGGGCAAUAGCCUGGAGGACAGGUCGCCGGAGGAGCUGCUAGCCAGAGCCAUGGAGAAGCUGAGGAAAGCAGACCAGUUCCUCAGGCAGGCCAAGUGUAUAAAAGACUCAAAACAUUCUGAGAAUACUGCCAAGAGAAACAGCUGGUGAUUGUUAAAUAUGAAGGAGAAGUAAGGAAAAUGUAUUGAUUAAUGGUGAUGGAAAGUAGUAGCUUGGAAGAACGACAGGUGUUUUCUUAUUCUGGCUGAUUAUGCAGCAUAUUUAUGCAAGUGUUCUGCUGAGAUUUAGCUAAGUGCAAUUUUUUCAACUUUCACUUUUCUCCUGCAAAUGGAGGUUGAUUGUACUUUUUGUACUUAAAAAUGUAUUUUACAUUCCACAUUGAUCAUCAUCACUUUCCCAAGGACAUUUACUUGAAUACUUACAACCCCGAUCAAACUUUUUAAUGAUACGUUUUAGGAUGUUUCAAAAUGACGUAAGUCUUAGGGGAUGUCGGAAGAGCCUGCAACUCUUUGUAAUCCACGUUUUGAAUGGAUACAGAUUGGUUUCCUCUGUAAUCCUGCCAAUCAAACCAUGAGGACAUUUGAAGUAAUCAUGUUUAUGUAGUUGUAGUAAUCAUGUAUGAGGUGGGUUGUGUUUAUGUAGUUGUAGUAAUCAUGUAUGAGGUGGGUUGUGUUUAUGUAGUUGUAGUAAUCAUGUAUGAGGUGGGUUGUGUUUAUGUAGUUGUAGUAAUCAUGUAUGAGGUGGGUUGUGUUUAUGUAGUUGUAGUAAUCAUGUAUGAGGUGGGUUGUGUUUAUGUAGUUGUAGUAAUCAUGUAUGAGGUGGGUUGUGUUUAUGUAGUUGUAGUAAUCAUGUAUGAGGUGGGUUGUGUUUAUGUAGUUGUAGUAAUCAUGUAUGAGGUGGGUUGUGUUUAUGUAGUUGUAGUAAUCAUGUAUGAGGUGGGUUGUGUUUAUGUAGUUGUAGUAAUCAUGUAUGAGGUGGGUUGUGUUUAUGUAGUUGUAGUAAUCAUGUAUGAGGUGGGUUGUGUUUAUGUAGUUGUAGUAAUCAUGUAUGAGGUGGGUUGUGUUUAUGUAGUUGUAGUAAUCAUGUAUGAGGUGGGUUGUGUUUAUGUAGUUGUAGUAAUCAUGUAUGAGGUAGUUCAUGAAAAUAUAAUUUUCUUGAGAAGUUAUUUGAAUAAAGGUUCAGAAAGUGAAUCAUUUAUCAAGUAUAAAUGAAGACAGUUCGCUGUUGUAGCUUUGGUGUUUCAUCCAUUAAAAACAGGUGCAAACUUUU